AUGCCUCCUCCUGCACUGACAGGGGAUCCUGGCACAGCCCCACCUGCUGCCGGGCUUCCCGUCCUGAUCCAGGCUGCAGAACUGGCCAUCCGGGGCUGGAUCAAGGCUGGGGUCAGGGAAGGGCCCAUCAAGCAGGGGGUCUCCUUCCCGCCCUUGCCCCAGCCCUGCUGCCCCUUACAAGCCGUCUCUUCCUCCUUUGGGCUAGGUCACACAGCACUUCAGCGGCCCCAGGACUUCCAGCUGGGGGCUGCUGUCUCACCUGCAUCGCCCCGGGUGGUGCUUGUGGUGGUGGAUGCUGCCCGGGGGGAGCGCUCGCAGCUGCUGUUUUGGGGGUGGUACCCCAACAUCAGGGGAUCCCGGGGGAGCUCUGUCCCAUCUGGCAUGAGAAGCAGCAACUGGACGUGCUCUGGGCACUCUGGCAUUGCCAGAAACCACUUUCUCCCCCUCCCUCCUGUACAGGCUCAAGCAUCCCUGGUGGCAAGGACACCUCAAACAAGGCUGAGCAGCACGGACAAAGGGACCAUUCUCACCAGUCUGUGGACCCCGUCCCCUGAGAGACACCAGUGGGAGCCCUGGAGAAGGCCCCUCUCCAAGCCUGAGGUAAGCACCUGGGCAAGCCCUGGCUCCAGCUUCACCCAAAGACCCCAAUGCCAACCCCCCUGGCUUGGUCUCCUCUAAAUCCCUCUCCCGGUGGGAUUGCAUGCACUCCCAGCUGAGAUGGGGAAAACAGGGGUGCUGCGCACGAGGUGGAUGGGGGCCCAUCCCAGCUAUGGCCCUCUGGGGUCUCCAAACAGCCCCAGCUUCUGUGCCCCUGCGCUUUCCUGGUGUGGUAUAAAAAAAGCAAAGGCCUUAAACUUUGAUCAAAAAAAGGUGGUAAAGAUAAAACAAAAGGCAUUGUGUAAAAGUGUGGGCUAGGAAAAGAGGAAGAAUGUCUGGCUUUGUGGUAAUCAGCGGUUACUGAGACAGCAAGAAAGGAGUGUUUUGUAAUAAAGAAAUGAAAAUAAUGUUUUUGUAACUGUUACCGCAGCUAGGUUUCUAAAAAAAUUCACUAUACGUUCACGUGAAUUGUAGGUGGCUGUUAAAAGGUAUAUAAGCCUUUUGCCUUAACGUUUAGGAAGGGAGCCCCCUCCAAGUGCAUGGUGAAUCCAUGUCACUCUGGGCCCCUCCGACAGCUCUAGCUCUAGCCAAAUAAAGCUUCUGCUGACCUGACCCAAAAGUUUGCUGCGUGUGUUUUCCACGACACUGGCCUGGCUCUUUCUGUCCCCCACAAAGGGGGCAUUGGAGGGGCAGAGGGAGGAGCAGUUCUGUGCUUCUCCCGCGUGCAGCCCUGUUGUGUCAGUGGUUCCUUCCAGCCUGUUCUUGGCUGCAGUGGGAGGAACGGGGCUCUGUGAAUGGUUUCUGGAGGUUUAACUGGUGAUGGCAACUCCUGGCCAACUGGGGCUGAGUGCUCUGCAGCUCGGGAUCGUCUGGUGUAAGAGGGAGAACAUGCCAGUCUUCUCUGCCAGCCAGUUCCCCAAUUCCA
This is a messenger RNA of Alligator sinensis (Chinese alligator), 1522 nucleotides long. RefSeq lists its product as uncharacterized. The transcript is spliced from 5 exons. The record is from RefSeq and is a predicted model, not a curated record. The coding region runs from base 1 to 678 and encodes 225 amino acids. NCBI's taxonomy places the organism in Eukaryota, Metazoa, Chordata, Crocodylia, Alligatoridae.